UAAGAAGAGGUAUUGGAAACAAGCCUGCACUGGCUGAAAUCCAAUAUCCUUCCAUCAUGACAAUGGCUGUAGCAGGUCUGCUGGUUCUCUUUGCUCUCGUACCGUCAGGGUAUUCACUCACCUGCACUAAAUGUAUUGUUUUUAGUAAUGCUAACUGCUCAGGAAGCACGGAGACCUGCCUGUCGGGGGCAUACAGUUGCGCUACCUCAAUAUCUGUGAAUACACCAACUUCAGGCAGCCAGUCUUCAACUGUCACACGAGGAUGUGCCCCAAACAACCAAUGCAACAUCACUGGAAGUCUGACCUACACAGGUGGCAAUGUCGCAAUUGCAACCGCGUGCUGUGACAGCGACAACUGUACAUCCGCCAUACCGCCUUUGCCAGCAGCUAAUAGUACCUCAAACAGUCUGAGCUGUAGUACAUGUGCCUCGGGUUCAAGUGAUUAUUGUAGCUCCUCAAACACCCUGUCGUGUACAGGCCUCGCGACACAAUGCGGGCGAAUGUCUACAACUGUUACAGGAUCUGUGUCGUCGAUAUCCACCGUCCGCGGCUGUGCCACGCCAAGUGUCUGUAACUUGCUCGGAAACCAGAAUGUGGUAUAUGCAGACACAAAUGUAAACACAGUCGUGACAACCUACUGCAGCAAUGGAAGCUUCAACCUCCGCGGAUCAUUUUAUCUGCCCGCCUUCUUGGCUUUCCUCUUAUUUAAAUUCUUGUUUUAAAGACAUUCUUGUCUGCACAUACAUAUGGUAAAGGUAAAAUUUAUUUUUCAAUAAAAAAAAACAAUUUCUUAAAAUACGGUAUAACCCUUCCCUUUGGAGUGGAACUUUUUGGCAUGAAUUUAAGUCCAGCUAGAUCACUUCAUGCUGGUCUUUUUUUUUUUUUUUUUUAUCGUUGUGUAAAACCAUAAGUGCCUCUACGGAUUAAAAUCGAGCAACUCGCCCUUCUCUGCACAUGCUCAGUUGCCCUUUAUUUUUUUUAUCAGCACUGUGCCUUAACUUUAGAGGCUGGUCUGCUGACGGCCUAAAGAUUUGCUGCUGCUCAGGGGCUCUGGGCUUCAACAAAUUGCAGCCUCCGGCAAGAAGAAACGGGAGCAAUGCUGGAGGCAAUAGACAGCAUACAUUAAUGUUUGUAGCAUAAUUAUUAAUGUAUGUUCCUUGCUAAAGAACAUGAUGCAAAAAAUAACUUUGUUAUGGAGAAAGUUCUGCUUUAAAGUCUAAUUCAAAAUGUUGGCUGUAUAUGUGUUUUGAAAAUUCAAUAAAAAUAAUUUUA
This is a messenger RNA of Rana temporaria (common frog), 1272 nucleotides long. RefSeq names its product phospholipase A2 inhibitor and Ly6/PLAUR domain-containing protein-like. The transcript is spliced from 5 exons. Lineage: Eukaryota; Metazoa; Chordata; Amphibia; Anura; Ranidae. The record is from RefSeq and is a predicted model, not a curated record. Bases 57 to 722 code for a protein of 221 amino acids.